Neomonachus schauinslandi (Hawaiian monk seal) is the source of this 2517-nucleotide messenger RNA. RefSeq names its product insulin like growth factor 1 (gene IGF1). Gene Ontology annotation, molecular function: hormone activity; growth factor activity. The transcript has 4 exons. NCBI's taxonomy places the organism in Eukaryota, Metazoa, Chordata, Mammalia, Carnivora, Phocidae. Bases 809 to 1270 code for a protein of 153 amino acids. Gene Ontology annotation, cellular component: extracellular region. The record is from RefSeq and is a predicted model, not a curated record.
UCUUUGCCCUGUUGUGGGCAAAAAGCAUGAGACGGUGUCCUAAAGAGAGCCAAUUGCAAUCCUGCCUGCCCCUUUUCUAGGUUCUAGGAAAUGAGAUCAUUCCCCUUGCUUGGCAACUAGGACAAGGGGUCACCCCAGUGCUGUCUUCCAACCUACUUUAUCCCAGUCAUUUCAGGGUUAAAAUUGUAGGAUUUGCUCGAGAUGUUUUUUUUUUCUUCAUUUCUGCUUUUUUAUUUUUGCAUUUGCUCUAGAAUAGAAAAAUGCUUGCCCAUCCUCCAUUGUAUGUUCCUUUAAUACCGGUAAGGUGUAUUAGCAGAUGUGUGUGUCUCCAUGCCCAGCAGAAAGUUAACCAGAGGACAGAUCCUUAUUUUUUAUGGCAGCAUCAGUAUAUUAAUGUCUGCUAACCCUGUCACUAACACACAUUCUUUUAAGGGAAAAAAAUGCUUCUGUGCUCUAGUUUUAAAAUGCAAAGGUAUGAUGUUAUUUGUCACCAUGCCCAAAAAAGUCCUUACUCGAUAACUUUGCCAGAAGAGGGAGAGAGAGAGAAGGCAAAUGUUCCCCCAGCUGUUUCCUGUCUACAGUGUCUGUGUUUUGUAGAUAAAUGUGAGGAUUUUCUCUAAAUCCCUCUUCUGUUUGCUAAAUCUCACUGUCACUGCUAAAUUCAGAGCAGAUAGAGCCUGCGCAAUGGAAUAAAGUCCUCAAAAUUGAAAUGUGACAUUGCUCUCAACAUCUCCCAUCUCUCUGGAUUUCUUUUUGCCUCAUUAUUCCUGCUAACCAAUUCAUUUCCAGACUUUGCACUUCAGAAGCAAUGGGAAAAAUCAGCAGUCUUCCAACCCAAUUAUUUAAGUGCUGCUUUUGUGAUUUCUUGAAGGUAAAGAUGCACAUUAUGUCCUCCUCUCAGCUCUUCUACCUGGCCCUGUGCUUGCUCACCUUCACCAGCUCCGCCACGGCUGGACCAGAGACGCUCUGUGGGGCUGAGCUGGUGGACGCUCUUCAGUUCGUGUGUGGAGACAGGGGUUUUUAUUUCAACAAGCCCACGGGGUAUGGCUCCAGCAGUCGGAGGGCACCUCAGACAGGCAUCGUGGACGAGUGCUGCUUCCGGAGCUGUGAUUUGAGGAGGCUAGAGAUGUACUGUGCACCCCUCAAGCCUGCCAAGUCUGCCCGCUCAGUCCGUGCCCAGCGCCACACCGACAUGCCCAAGGCUCAGAAGGAAGUACAUUUGAAGAACGCAAGUAGAGGGAGUGCAGGAAACAAGAACUACAGAAUGUAGGAAGACAUUCCUGAAUUGUGAAGAAUGACAUGCCACCAGCAGGAUCAUUUGCUCUGUAGGAGUUACCUGAUAAACAUCAGAAGACUUACCAAAAAAAAUAAGUUUGAUAAUAUUUCAUAAGAUGGGCAUUCCCCCCAAUGAAAUACGCAAGUAAACAUUCCAACAUUGUCUUUAGGAGUGAUUGUUAAAAGCUUUGCACCUUGCAAAAAUGGUCCUGGAGUUGGUAGAUUGUUGUUGAUCCUUUAUCAAUAAUGUUCUAUAGAGAAAAAUAUAUAUAUAAAUAUAUCUUAGUCCCUGCUUCUCAAGAGCCACAAAUGCAUGGGCGUUGUAUAGAUCCAGUUGCACUAAAUUUGUUUCUGAGUCUUGGCUGCUGGAGCCAUUCAUUCAGCAGUCUUGUCUAAGUGGUUUAUUCUUUUUUUUUUUUUUUUAAUUUGCACUUCCUUCUACGCAACACAGGCCAUUUGUUUUACAGUGUCUGAUAAUCUUGUUUGUCUAUAUUCACCCUCCCCCCACUUCAUCUUUAUAUUUGCCAAAUUUGGCCUCCUCAAGAGCAGCAACAAGCAGUCAAGUAGCACACCCAAAAGAUUUUAACCCAAAAGAUUCCAUCUGUGGCAUUUGUACCAAAUAUAAGUUGGAUCCAUUUAUUUUAGACACAAAGCUUUAUUUUUCCACAUCUUGCUAAAAAAAAUUUUGAGGCCAAUCAUUUUUAGGCAUAUGUUUUAAGCAUAGAAAGUCUCAAACUCUCAACAGUUCCUUCAAAUGAUGAGUUAAUGUGCAACCUGAUUAGUAACUUCUCUCUUUUUAUUUUUUCCAUAUAGAGCACUAUGUAAAUUUAGCAUAUCAAGAAUACAGGAUAUAUCACAAACAGUAUGUAAAACUCUGUUUUUUAGUACAAUGGUGCUAUUUUGUAGUUUGUUAUAUGAAAGAGUCUGGCCAAAACGGUAAAAGGUGAAAGCAAAACAGAAGAAGCCUGGAGCCAAAGAUGAUACGAAGGGGAAGAGUCCUAAAAAUCCAUCCAUUUGGGAAAGAAGGCAAAAUUCCCCCAAUGAUCCCUUCCAAGAAAAACUUAAGACACAAAGUCCGCUAAUGCAAAUUUGAUUGGGGAGUCCAGAGAGGAGUGGAAAAAGCAGAAGGCUAGGAAUUUAACAGUCCUGGCUUCUAUUUCUCACUGAAGAAAUAAACAUUUGCCGACUCUGUCACGGACUCACCACUGUGUGACUUUGGGCAAGUCACUUCACCUCUCUGUG